Molecule: messenger RNA, 2196 nt
Organism: Ornithodoros turicata
Lineage: Eukaryota; Metazoa; Arthropoda; Arachnida; Ixodida; Argasidae
Exons: 3
Coding region: 192-2048 (618 amino acids)
Source: RefSeq, a predicted model, not a curated record
CUUCUGAGAGGAAGAAGAAGGUUCGCAUGCCCAUAGCAUUCGCUGUGGGCAUUCGCUGAGGGCAGCUGCUGGAGUGGUUGAUGAAGCAGCCUGCAUUCGACAGGAAUGCCAUCCCAUGAAAUAGCGUCAGUGAACCUGACAGUUCCUCCCAAGCGACUCUUCCUCUGAACGUGCAGCUACUCUCAAAAGGCAUGGCUGAGCAUUCUACGUUCGGUUCAACAGGGAUGCCUUCAUGGAUAGUCGAGGAGGAUGUUGAAGAUAUUCAGUUAGUCAUAGAGGUGACGACCUCUCCAUGCUCCCUUUCUUCCAGUGAGGUUGACGCCAGACACAAUACGAUUGAACAGGGAGACAUUCGGCAAGAGUCUGCCUUCAUAUCGCAAGAGCGUAUAAAUGAAGGAUGUCACAAACCUACCGGGUAUUUAACGUCCGAGUUUCAACAUCAAUCAACAGUUAGAGCACCUUCGGUCAAUGGCGAUGGAACCUACGAGGAAGCGGUUCGUUCGGUACAGUGUGGGAAAAGAAAACGUGUAGACAGCCACGAAAGCCGAAACAUUAGCGAUGGUCACGCCGAUCAAGGACAACGGGAGAGACGAACCGUUGUGCUGCCGGGAAUGGAAGUUCCACGAAGAGUUCAAACGGGAGACUCUGGGCACGAGGACAACGAAACGGACACAUUCGAGAAUAUUCGUCUCCGAGCAUCGCGAGAAAGCGUCCCCACCACCGAAUCUGGAAUAUGUCCCGAGAAAAGUAAGCAAAGCAGCGAAACCAGACGCGAGGAUCCCUUGCACGAAGCGAGGUGUGUUCCCUUCGUUGAUUUAAGAGAAAAGCUUAAUUCGCGACGGAAAAUAAACGCGCAGAUCCGUUGCCUUCAACGUUGUGCGGAGGCGGAGAGGGAAGAAUCUUCUGGCGAGAUUUCAAACCAAGUUGCGUUCAAUCAAGAUUCGAGAGACUCUAGUCCGACCAAUCCAUCGACGAGCCUGCUGAGCUUGGGUUUAAGUGAACAAAGUAGCAUUCGGGCCUCCUCGGACUUGCAUCGACGAGAAUCCAAUACCGCGGCUUUUGGUGUUGCUCAUGCAUCGAAGAAACGGAAAAUGGGCUGUAAAGAGGAGGACGACAUCCCGGUGUCCACAGCCUCGAGUCAUAAAGAGCACAGCUAUGCUUCGACCACGUUUGAUCGCAAGGAAUCAGGAAGCAUAGGAGCUCCUACGAACUUUAGCCAACACGCAAUCAGAUACAAUGAAGGAGGAGAGCAGAGUGGUCGGGCCUCAGGUGGGAAGCGAACGCCGUUUGUCAGCGAAGACCCCGAAGAGAACUGGGAUAAUUACAACCCAGGAUGGGAAAGCUUUCGGCGCCUCUCAACGGAUCAGGCACGCUACGAGGCGGUUCAUCGACUCUGGAGGAACAGAAGGAUACCAAACCCGCACGCAAACUUCAGCCAUUAUUUUCACCACUCACGGCAGGACCCGACGCGCACAAGCCGCAAGCGAAAGGCCUCCACUCAGCCGUCGAGUGACGACAGCAGCAGCAGCAGCAGACCUGCGAAACGAGCGCGACUGGACACUUAUGUCUACGACCAGAAACUAGAGGAGCUAGAAAACAGGAAGAGCCAAGAGUGCUGCGCGGCCAGACAACAACUGCAGGACAGGAUCGAAAGGCUUCGGAGUGAAUUUCAGACAACGGGAGAGGAUCGCAGCUCCAGAAGGCACUUCCGAUCGUUCACCGUACCGUGGGAUAUGCGGUACUGGCAGAAGCAGCAACGUGAGCAACAGCUGCAACAGCAGUAUGAGAAUCGUACGACGCAGAUUGCGAACCGCUACGCUGCGAGGAUGAAUCGACUUCGAAGUGCUCGCCAAGAAGUUCAGCACUUCAACAUGUUCUACGUUGGACUGGUCGACGCGAACCCCAGAAUGCUCAGCGCCGUCCAGAUGGAAGAACAGCUGAUGAUAGAGAAACUUCUCGGUCUUUUCAAAUCUGCGUACAAGGCCUCAUUUCCCGUACAGUUCGCUGAAGACGUGCCCCACAUUGAUAGUCGUAGCUUGGCAAGUUAACGGGAUUAUGUUGAUAACCCUGUGUACCGCUAAGUGUGUUACAGAGCUUGUCAAUGGUACCGCAGUUCCGCAAGCAUCAGAUAUGCGUACAGUAAGGAACGCUGUCGGCAGCCUCGCGUCGAUGACAAUAAAAUAGAAUGAACCCGUG